CAAAAUGACAACCCAAGUGUUCUGGCUCCUCUGCUUUGUCAUUAGAUCAUCUUCUGGAUCCCUGCUCUAUGCUGAGAAAGCCGGCCAGGCUCUCAGCAAAGAUGUUUUUAGCUCAGCAGCUGCUGCUGACGUUCAGGUGAAAGCGGCGGGGCGGGGCACGGGCAGUGCCAGCGGGAAUGCCAGGGAAACGGGAAUGGCGCCGGGAAUGCCCUCCCUGGCCGCCGACAGGAAGAAAGGCGCGGAGCCGUCCCUGGAGAACAGCACAGGGCCGAGGAAGCGCCUCGGGCUCCGGGGGCGGCGCCGGGCCGGGGCCAACAGCGUGGGCGGCCGAGCCCCCCGCCCGAAGGCGCCGUCCCGGCCGGGAGCGCGUCCUGCUCCGCGCCCUGCAACGGCGGAGCGCAGUGAUGCUAACGCCCCGCUCCACCUCAACCGAGCGGGGAAGGCAGAGCCCGACAAAGAGCCCGAGCCCUCCAGGGGCGUCCCCGGCCCCUCGUGGGUCACCAACCGCUGGUCGCCCAGCUCGCUGCAGCUGGGCGGGCUGAGGAAAGGUGGUGACAAGGAGGAGGUGUGUCUGUCCGAGUGCAGGAAGGAGCGGGAUGAAGUGGAGGCUUUCUGUGCCAGCGAGUUUGCAGUGAAUGGAAUUGUUUAUAACCUGGAAAGCCUGGGGAAUGGAGUCCAGUGGAUUACCCUCUUGGCAGACAGUGAUGGAUUGUACAAGAUGAGUCGCCUGUAUGUCACUCCUGACGCCGCCUUCUUCCGAGUUCACAUCUUGGUUGUGGAUACUUUAAACUGCAGUAAACCAUGUCCAGACUUUAAACUUGGCAGCAGGUACAUCGUGAUGGGGCACAUCUACCACAAGCGCCGGCAGGUGCCCGCCGAGCUGCUGCCGGCGCUGCGCGGGCGGCUGCGGCCGGGGGACGGCUGGGUGGGCAGCGGCGGCAGCUUCGUGAGGAGAUUCCACAGGAAAAGCGAUCUCAGGGUGAGGGCAGCGCGCUCCAAGUGUCCUUAGGAGGCCGGGGCUCCGUGCAGGACGCGGGAGCAGCGGGAUGCCCCUCGGAGCACAGCCGGCCGUGGGCAGCGCUCCCGCAGCCCCACUCCGCUCCUGUGCUCGGCGAACGCCGGGGCCUCGAGAGGCCGCACGGAACUCACCCCACGGAACCCACCGGCCGUGAAUUGGCUCCAGCUGCUUUCAGAGCACCAGGUUAUUGGUGCUCCCCUGCUGCAGCGUGCCCCGAAUGAUCUGUAGGAACCGUAAUGCAAAAUUCUGGCAGUGUCGUCCUCAGUACACCACAAGUGCACUUUGAACCCCUCACCUUGAACACAUUAAAUGAUACCACAGCUUUAUCUACACAGGAUGUUCACUGUGCUUUCACAGUUCUGCCUAAUGCAUUUGAUUUCAGAGAAACCAACACCACUAAGUACCAUUUGUAUUAUUUUUGUCUCCUCAACCAUGUCUAUGGUAUUUUGGAAAAUUACACCGUUCUUCCAGCAGAGCUGGGUGUUCACACAAAGCAUACAGAAAAGAGUGUAAUAAUUUGAGUAUAUUAACAUACUGACUGAAAGCAAGUCAAGAACUGCAAACCACAAAUGCCCAGUUGCAUUUACAAGUGAUGGUGCAGGGAAUGCAAAAUGAGCACAGGCUGCACACACUGGGUGUGCCAGGGCACUUUGUUCUAGAGCAGUGCUGAAUGCCAUUCUUCAGGAGAAAUAUUGUGAAGCUUGUACUUGCACAAGUGUAAAGUUACUUUUUAAGUCAAAAAGACAAUAUUUUAUUACCUUAGUGUGGUGAAAUUGAGAUGUUUGUUGUUCCCAGUCAGUAUUUGCAAAUAAUAAGUCUGUAAAAGAAACUAAUAAAAUGCUCAUGAUGUUCUCCUU
Messenger RNA from Lonchura striata (white-rumped munia), 1875 nucleotides. Lineage: Eukaryota; Metazoa; Chordata; Aves; Passeriformes; Estrildidae. The record is from RefSeq and is a predicted model, not a curated record.